Molecule: messenger RNA, 768 nt
Organism: Kuraishia capsulata CBS 1993
Lineage: Eukaryota; Fungi; Ascomycota; Pichiomycetes; Pichiales; Pichiaceae
Exons: 1
Coding region: 1-768 (255 amino acids)
Cellular component (GO): mitochondrial large ribosomal subunit
Molecular function (GO): structural constituent of ribosome
Source: RefSeq, a predicted model, not a curated record
AUGUUGGAAUCGCCCAUUAUUCUCAGAAGGCUGUUCUCGAGCUCUUCGAGUUCUGCAGCCAGAUCAUACAAGGCAGUCGUUACCAGGAGAGUUGCCAAAAGGCCAGAAUACAAAGAGGGCGACGUAAAACCACACACCGUCUUCGUGCCCAAAGAGUUGCCCAAAUAUCCUGACUACAAGUAUGGUGAAUAUACCACCUUCAAGAAAGCCAACAAAGCUUUGCUCGGAGGCCAGGUGAUCAACUUCGGUAAGCAAUAUUCCGAGUUUGGAAACAAGAGCAGUAGGACGUGGAGGGUGAACAUCCAGAAAAAGAAGCUCUGGUCCGAGAGCCUGGAAAAGCUGAUUCCAUUGACGGUAUCUACGCGUGUUCUCAGCACUAUCACUAAGGAAGGUGGCCUUGACAAUUAUCUUUUGAAGGACAAAUCUGCCAGAGUCAAAGAGUUGGGUCCACUGGGUUGGAGACUGAAGUUUGACAUACUGUCGAGGCAGGCCACUAUCAUGAGGAAGGAAGCUAAAGAGGCAAAAAUCGAGCAGCUCAGCAAGGAUGAGGAGGAGAGAGUUUAUUUCAAGGUUUUGAUUGGUGGAGAACCAGCUAAACUCAAGGUUGGUAAGAGAAAGCUACUUAAGGAGCUGUUUCCCUUGGCCAAGAAGAACUCAACGAAUUUGAGUUUUGCAAAAUUUGGCCAUACUGUCAAGAACACGAGUGUUCAGGACGUAGUAAACCGGUUGCAGGAAUAUGGCUAUGAUUUCUCCAAGGUGAGGGUGUAA